This is a messenger RNA of Aspergillus wentii DTO 134E9, 2616 nucleotides long. It is a transcript of the gene rok1, whose product is annotated as RNA-dependent ATPase ROK1. Gene Ontology annotation, cellular component: 90S preribosome. Gene Ontology annotation, molecular function: nucleic acid binding; RNA helicase activity; ATP binding. Gene Ontology annotation, biological process: maturation of SSU-rRNA. The transcript has a single exon. The record is from RefSeq and is a predicted model, not a curated record. The coding region runs from base 237 to 2447 and encodes 736 amino acids. NCBI's taxonomy places the organism in Eukaryota, Fungi, Ascomycota, Eurotiomycetes, Eurotiales, Aspergillaceae.
UAAUUCCGCCUCCAAGCAAGAAAUUCAUUGUUGUCCAACUAAUAUGGCGACUGGCGUUCUCGCCUCUGAUUGGCCCGUGCGGAGAGAAAUUCUAAAGCGGACAUGAACUUUUUUUUUUUCUUCUGAUGCUCGAAAGCCUCACCAACCAACGCGAAAACCCAACGCAAAUGUCCUAAUUCCGGACACCACAUUUUAAACUUAGAAAUUGCAUGGGUCAAGUUUAAUAUAAACUCGCGAUGGAUGCUUUCAAGCUUCUUACCAGGUCGACCAAGCUGAAGACCGGCGCCGGCGGUGGUGGCCCGGCCUCUUCAACAUCUCGUCUGCCAUCCACGGGCAAGGCGGCGAAUCCGAAGCUCUUUCGUACCGCGGAAGCUGACAAGGUUAUUGAAGAAUCCAAACAUGGAAAAAAGAGAAAGAGGGGCCAUGCGGCCCGGGAGCUCGAUGCGGAUGAUGAUGAUAAUGUUCCUGAUCUUGACUUUUUCGGGACAGGAGGAUCCUCUGCGCGGAGUUCCGCUGUGAAGAAGGAGCAGGAGGCGCAGGCUGAGCGAGAAGAUGGGUCUGAAGGGGAAGGGGAAGAGGACGAUGACGCGAUGGAUGAUGUCCAGCGUCGGACGGUUCUCAAUGCGCAUAAGAUCAAGGUGACGGAUCUGCGUGAUUUCGAGUCCAUCCAGCCUGUGCAGGUUGAAGAGCCUAAGAAAAAGAAGAAGAAGAGCAAGAAGACCGAAGAAACGCCAGCUCUCAGUAAGAAAGAGCAGAAAAAGGCCCGUCGAUUGUUUCCGGAGCCUCUUCUUUCUUUCAAGGAGUUACGGUCGAAAUACAAGAUUUCUAGACGGCUUGCUGAGAAUAUCGCCGAGCAAGGAUUUAGUGUUCCAACUGAAGUUCAACUGGGUACUCUUCCUUUAUUGCUGGGAGAGCCUUCCGGGUCGGAGAAGUCUAAGACUGAACCUGAUCUUUUGGUUGUUGCGCCGACAGGAAGCGGAAAAACUUUGUCGUUUUUGAUUCCGGUUAUCAACAAGAUUGUUCGGCAUCAUCAUGAACAAGAAGAAGAGCGUGGUAUUUUCUCCGUUGUUGUUGCGCCGACUAAGGAACUUGCUAGCCAGAUCGUCAAUGAAGGAAGGAAGCUGGUUCAAGGAACUGGUGUGAAGAUUACGUUGAUGAAGAAGGGAAUGCAAGUGGUGGAUCGCGAGGACAAGGAUGAUGACGAAGAUGCGAAUGAGUCGGAUAAAGACAGCGCAGAGUCUUCAGAGUCAGAAGAUGAUGAGAAGCCCACAGAGAAGAAGAGCAAAUCGAAGGCACCCGCCACCAAGAGCGACAUCCUCGUAACGACACCGUUGCAGCUUGUCAACGCACUUUCUGAGAACCGCACAAAACCCAUGGCUACCUUGCCUUUGGUGCGAAACCUGGUUCUGGAUGAAGCAGAUGUUCUUUUGGAUCCUCUGUUUCGCGAGCAGACACUUGAUAUCUGGCGUUCAUGCACACACCCAGAGCUCCGGGUUGGUCUCUGGUCCGCUACCAUGGGCUCGAAUAUUGAAGAUAUCACCAAGUCGACCAUUAAAGAACGACAAGAAUCCAUCGGCCAAACCGAGUCGCAUCCGUUGCUCCGUCUUGUUGUCGGAUUGAAAGAUUCCGCCAUCCCUAACAUCAACCAUAAACUCGUGUACGCCGCAACUGAACAAGGAAAGUUGCUGGGUCUGAGACAACUUCUUCACCCCGCUGCAGCAUCAGCAUCAGAUGUUCGCCUCCGUCCUCCCUUCCUGAUCUUCACCCAGACCAUUCCAAGAGCGGUUGCGCUGCAUUCCGAAUUGCGAUAUGACAUCCCAGCCGAAGCUGGGGGUUCAUCUCGAAUCGCUGUUCUCCACUCGGAACUAUCCGACGGCCAACGAUCUGAGAUCAUGAAGAACUUCCGCAAAGGCGAGAUUUGGAUCCUGGUCACAACCGAUCUUUUAGCACGUGGUGUCGAUUUCCGUGGUAUCAACGGAGUGGUUAACUACGAUAUUCCCAACUCUGCAGCCGUCUACGUCCACCGUGUUGGAAGAACCGGCCGAGCAGGCCGUGAAGGUGGCAUUGCAGUGACUUACUACACCAAGGAGGAUAUUCCCUACGUGAAGAGCAUCGCCAACAUCAUCGACGUUAGUGAAAAGCUACGAGGAACAGAGGGCGAGAAGUCCAUUCAGAAGUGGUUGCUCGAUGCCCUGCCUGAUCUCAGCAAGAAGAACAAGCAAGAAUUGAAGAAACAUGGCGUCAAAGCCAGACAGACAAACCUCAAGGGUGCCAAGGAUGAUAAAGAAAACCGGAAGAUGCGGAUCAGUACCAAGAGUGGCUUUGAGAGACGGGCAGAGAACAAGAAGAAGGGCGCCAUUGCUGCCAGUCGCAACCGGAAAGCCAACCCUAAACCUGCCGCAGAUGCUGGCAGUGAUGAUGAGAGUUGGGGUGGUGUUGAAGAAUAGACGAAUCGUCUACAAGCGUCCAAGCGUCAUGAAUUUCAUGUCAAAAGUUAUACAGAACACUGUACAAAAGAAAACCUAUGAUUCCCAACCAGCAUACUCUUAUUUUGGAUAAUAAAAUUCACGAAUUAUUCUCCUCGGCCAAACUCCUCCGUAAAAACACCGGCGCAAA